AUGACGCUUAGUGAGCAAACUCGAGCGAAUCUUCGAAACCUCGUGGAGGGCUCUUGCUCAGACCCUCGAGUCGAUCUCCCUGGUGCCACAGUUGUUGUUGUCGGCAAGGAUGGCAACGACCUGUUCGCCCACUCCGCUGGGAAAAGAGGUCUCGCGACCAACGAAGACAUGACACUCGACAACGUAUUCUGGAUCGCCUCGUGCACCAAGAUGCUUACGGGUGUGGCUUGCAUGCAGCUUGUGGAGCAGGGCGUUUUGAAGCUUGAUGACGGAAAACAGCUAGAGGACCUUUGUCCUGAACUGAAGAAGCUUCAGGUACUACUUCCAGAUGGUCGUGUUCAGGAGAAGAAGAAUGCCAUCACUUUGAGGAUGCUUCUUACUCACACAGCCGGGUUUGGUUAUUCCUUCUUCAACGAAAGGCUACGAGACUGGGCCUUUCCAGUAGGCCUGGAUGAGUUCUCCGGCCGAUUCGAGGAUAUGAAGAUGCCCCUUCUGUUCCAGCCAGGAGAGGGUUGGGAGUACGGGACUAACAUCGACUGGGCCGGUAUUGCCCUCGAGCGAGUUACAGGUCUCACCCUGAACGAAUAUCUGCAGAAGCAUGUUCUCCAGCCGCUUGGACUCAAUAAUAUGUCCAUGAUUCCCACCCCUGAAAUGCGAGCCAAGCUGGCUUACAUGCAUGCCAGAGAGAAAGACGGCACUCUCAGGCCGAGGGAUCACCUGCUUCGGUCACCCCUGGUGGUCAAUCCCAAUGACAGUGCCGCAGUCAAGGCUGUCUUCAAUAGUGGCGGUGCUGGCAUGUUUGCCAAACCCCAGGAAUAUUGCAAGGUGCUGGCCGCGCUACUCAACGAUGGGACGUGCCCUCGGACAGGCGUGAAGCUUUUGCGAAAGGAGACGGUUGACGAGAUGUUCCGGAAUCAGAUUCCGAACUUUCCAAACGCCAGCCGGCAGGUUAUCCCGGACGCAAAGCCCGACCUGACCAACCGCAUCCCGGAGCUGUACCCAGCGGCGGGAAACCCUCCCCAAGGCUGGGGUCUCACAUUCAUGCUCGCCAACAGCGACGCGACGGGCCGUUCCAAGACAACUGGUCACUGGGCCGGGCUCCCCAACCUGUGGUGGUGGUGUGAUCGUGAGAAUGGCGUAGCUGGAAUGGUCUGCACACAGAUUCUGCCCUUUGCCGAUGCCAAAGUUCUUGGCCUUUGGGUCGGAGUCGAGGCGGAAGUAUACAAGGGUCUGAGAGAGAGUAAAUAG
Thyridium curvatum is the source of this 1248-nucleotide messenger RNA. RefSeq lists its product as uncharacterized. Bases 1 to 1248 code for a protein of 415 amino acids. Lineage: Eukaryota; Fungi; Ascomycota; Sordariomycetes; Thyridiales; Thyridiaceae. The record is from RefSeq and is a predicted model, not a curated record. The transcript is spliced from 3 exons.